AUGUCCUUGGCCGUGCCAGCUGCGCUGCAGUCCUGCUUGGAGCUCUGGGCCCUCGAGCUGGGGGUCACGAUCGGGGCGGGCCUACUGCCAGAUGCAGAGGUGAACCUGGGCGCCAAUGCCGCCCUCGCCUGCAUCGGGGGCACCUGCUACAUGCUGUGGGUCGGCCUGCAGGUGGCUGCCUCCAUCACCGUGGGUACUGGCGACGCAGCGGCUGCCCAGCGUGCUGCUCGUGUCUCCGUCUGCAUCGGGCUAUUCUUCGCCCUGCUCGUCUACCUUGUGGUGCCCAUCGGCCGUUUUGAGAUCGCAGGGGCUCUCACAGACGAUGCGGAAGUGAAGGCGAAGGUCGCGUAUUCGUAG
Messenger RNA from Prorocentrum cordatum, 357 nucleotides. NCBI's taxonomy places the organism in Eukaryota, Dinophyceae, Prorocentrales, Prorocentraceae. The record is from the annotation of a GenBank genome assembly.